CAAGUUUUCUUUUUGCAGAUGAAAAUUUUCAUGUGAAGAUUUUCGUUCAGAGUUAAACUACUAUUAAAAUAUUAAAUAAUUCAUAAAUGGCAUAUGAAAAAUACUUAAUAAAGUCUAUUUUUAAAUUGUGAAUAGUGAAAACCAUAAACUACUUGAAUAAAUACGUAUAAAAACUGUUUUUUCCAAAAGCAGCUAAGAGGAAAAGUGGAAUUAAUUAUAACAGGGCACCGGUGAGGUGUGCUCACACAGAAGAAGAACUUUGAAAGAAAAAAUUAGCUAGCGUGUGUAUGUGUUAAAACUAUUGUAAAAGAAAAGGAGGGAAGUGAAAAAAAUUGUUAGUUACUUUCAUGUUUAUUGGGCUACACAUUGUUUUUAAGAACUUAUAGACGAGUUUUAAACAAUUGUUAGCAAAUAUGGCUGACGGCGUGGUGUUAGAUCUCUACGCCGAAGAUUUGGAUAAAGAUUUUUCUGCCCAAAAUCAGGAUGAAUUUGCUGCCGAGGGUGUAGAUUUGUAUGAUGAUAUAGGCGCCCCACCGGAAACAACAACUGGCACUGCAGCCGUAACUGUUGGUGGUGAAAGUCCCAGCCAGGCUGGUAGUGGCGCCGAUGAGGCCGGUACAGCCGGCUCAAAUGGAGUUUACCAUCAAGGCAGUGGUAGUUUGGCUCCUAAUCAAGUGGGACGUCGUUUUCAACUUUAUGUUGGCAAUUUAACAUGGUGGAGCACCGAUCAAGACAUUGCAAAUGUUAUGCGUGAUAUUGGUGUUACCGAUUUCCAAGAAGUAAAAUUUUUCGAAAAUCGUGCAAAUGGCCAGUCGAAAGGCUUUUGUGUUGUAUCCUUAGGCUCGGAGGCUAGUUUACGUUUGGUUUUAGAACGUUUACCCAAAAAGGAAUUACAUGGCCAGGCGCCAGUUGUUACAUAUCCAACAAAGCAAGCCUUAAAUCAAUUUGAGAGUCUACAAAAAACACGACCCGUACCACCACCACAACAAAAUGGACCACCACGCGGUCCAACACCCGGCGGCCCACUGAUGCCCGGAGGUCCCAUGCCACCACAUCCUGGAGCACCUCAAGGCGUACCACCUGGUCACCAGCCACGUUUAAUGAACCCGAAUAUGCCACCAGGACAAUUUCGACCACAGCAUAUGCCUCCCUUGGGACCACCAGUUGGUCCAAAUUCUGGAUCAUCUCGCAUGCAGUUUAACUCCACAAAUUCUAUCACUUUCAUCUCCCACAACAAAAACCAUCAACAGCAACCACCCAUGCACCAAGGACCACCAAUGGUACCGCAACAAGGUAUGCAAGGUCCUCCACGCUUUGGGCAGCAACAACCGCAAUGGCCUGGACAACCACGGCCUAAUGGACCAAGACCGGGACCAUUAAAUGGACCACCACAACGGCCACAAAUGUUCCAGGGACCACCAGGUGGUAUGCCCAUGCGUGGCCCUCGUCCCGAUUGGAGGCCACCUAUGCAUGGUGGCUUUCCACCUCAAGGUCCACCCGGUGGCCCACCACAGGGACCACCCCAUAUGCAAGGACCUCCUAGAGGUCCUCCAGGUGGUCCACCUCAAAUGGGUGGUCCAGGUGGCCCGCCUCCUGGUGGACCUCAUGGCGGACCAGGCGGUCCUGCUCCUCAUGUCAAUCCAGCAUUCUUCAAUCAACCUGGUGGAGGACCACCACAACAUCCGGGUGGACCACCAAUGGCAGGUGGUCCGCCACAUGGACCUCCCGGUCCAGGUCCUCAGCAAGGUAUGAAUAUGCCUCCACAACAUGGCCCACCACCUCACUUCGCCCAACAAGGAGCACCACGUGGUCCUUGGCCGGGUCCGCCAGGGCCUGUCAAACCUCAAGGUCCUUUCCCCGAUCAAGCCGCCCUAGGGCCACAACUGAGCGAAGCUGAAUUUGAAGAAAUCAUGGGUCGCAAUCGCACUGUCAGCAGUUCGGCCAUUGCUCGUGCCGUCUCCGAUGCAGCCGCCGGCGAAUAUUCCAGUGCUAUUGAAACUUUAGUUACAGCAAUCUCACUGAUUAAACAAUCGAAAGUGGCACAUGAUGAACGUUGCAAGAUUUUAAUAAGUUCCCUACAGGAUACUUUGCAUGGCAUUGAAACAAAGAGUUACAACAGACGGGAACGCUCUCGAUCCCGCGAGCGAUCUCAUCGCCAAAGGCCGCGCCGCGAGAGAUCAUCAUCAAGAUAUCGUGAAAGAUCACGAGAAAGAGAACGUGACCGUGAAAGAGAUCGUGAUCGUGAUGCCGGUUAUCGUGAACGUAGCAGAAGUCGCGAACGUGAACGUCCUAGCACUAAUGAUCACUACAGAGAUGAUAGCUCCAGCCGAUCUGCUCGCGCACGCAAAUCACCCGAACAGCCAAGCGGAGAUCCCAGUAAUGAGGCACCCUCAAAACGAGGUUACUACGAAGAACGUUACCGAGGUUCAGAUCGUGAGAGAGAACGCGACCGUGAUCGUGAUCGCGAGCGUGAUCGUGACCGUGAUCGCGAGCGUGAACGUGAUAGAGAACAUCGUUCAAGGCAUUAGAAAUACAUGCAACAAGACACACAAACAACAACAAAAAAUUUCUUAGAUGUAACAUAAAUAUUCUUCAUUCACCAACAACACUAUAUGAAAGGGAAAUUAACAACAAAACUACAAUGAAAUACAACAAAACAGUCAUUUCAAUUCGUUUUAUUUAAUGUAUAAUUGAAAUUAUUUCAACAUAAUUGAUACUAUACAUACAAAAAAGUCAAACGAAGAUUAGAAUUUAAAAUAAUGAUUGGAUAGCUACCAUCAACAACUGAAAUGUUGAGAAAUGCUUAAAAUUAAUAACAAAAUUUGUAAAAUGUUUUCAAUAAUAACAAUAACAAUAAUAAUUAAUAAUUCAACUGGACGUAGAGAACAGGAUACAAUUUAUAACAAGAAAUGUGUACACAAGAACAACAAGAGCAAACAUGGUCUUCAAAAUAUUUAAAACAACAAUACCACUAAAAACUACAAAUCUGGCCUUUUGUAAUGGAUUAAUAUUCGUGGAGACUAUUACGACGGCUUAUUCUUAUUUCUUCUCAUUAUUAUUAUUAUCUACAUAUAAACACACACACCUAGUUUGUAAAUUGAUAUUUCAGUUUAUUAAUAAAACAAAAAGAAAAUAUAUAAUAUUAUCAAUUUAAAAAAAGUCUUAAAAAGCUAAAAAAAAAUUAAACAAAAUUACUUAAAA
Molecule: messenger RNA, 3201 nt
Organism: Lucilia sericata (common green bottle fly)
Lineage: Eukaryota; Metazoa; Arthropoda; Insecta; Diptera; Calliphoridae
Gene: Cpsf6
Product: cleavage and polyadenylation specificity factor subunit 6
Exons: 6
Coding region: 414-2528 (704 amino acids)
Biological process (GO): mRNA alternative polyadenylation
Cellular component (GO): mRNA cleavage and polyadenylation specificity factor complex
Molecular function (GO): mRNA binding
Source: RefSeq, a predicted model, not a curated record